Molecule: messenger RNA, 366 nt
Organism: Penicillium psychrosexuale
Lineage: Eukaryota; Fungi; Ascomycota; Eurotiomycetes; Eurotiales; Aspergillaceae
Exons: 2
Coding region: 1-366 (121 amino acids)
Source: RefSeq, a predicted model, not a curated record
AUGACUGAACCAUUUGUCUCUCGCGAGCUAUCCUUCCGAAGGAGGGACCGCUCCGGCUUUGUGGUUUCGGUGAGGCUAGGAUCGGGCCUGGGCCGUAUGAUUAUCUUGCCAUGCCGUGCCUAUGCCAUAUUGCACGUCGGAGAUAAUGCUCGAGGUGCCGUGAGCUAUCCGGUUGAUAUUGUUGUGUUGGGCUUGCGGUGCGUUUGGUCCGCAUGUGAUCUCCUUCGUCUGAAGAGACUUUUCAGUGCUGAUCACACUGCCGAAGAUUUGUAUGAAGCAGCCCAUCUUGCGGGGUCGAUUGCUGUGCUGGGUCUGCCGCCUGCUGCAUUUCUGGCGCUUAAUCCUGAGGUGGUGGCUCACUUCUAG